Patiria miniata (bat star) is the source of this 4169-nucleotide messenger RNA. Its product is annotated as protein timeless-like. Gene Ontology annotation, biological process: DNA replication checkpoint signaling; DNA repair; replication fork arrest. The transcript has 25 exons. Gene Ontology annotation, cellular component: replication fork protection complex. The record is from RefSeq and is a predicted model, not a curated record. Bases 500 to 3703 code for a protein of 1067 amino acids. Gene Ontology annotation, molecular function: DNA binding. NCBI's taxonomy places the organism in Eukaryota, Metazoa, Echinodermata, Asteroidea, Valvatida, Asterinidae.
ACCGUACUCCAAUUCUUUUUCGUCAAAUGCCAAUUUAUGCAACACACGAACCUUCAAUGUCAAUGCUCUGAAUCUUCGUGGUGAAAACGAUGUCAAUAAAAUCAUAUUUGCAAGUGUCCUGAAUUCAUCAGAAGAGGAGGCUUACGACCAAGACGUUUCACUCGUACCUGCGGUCUCGUCUUGUGGAAUAGGAAUCCUCGCAAGAAGUAUUUUGUGGAGAAUUUAGUCAGAAACAUUUUAUUGGUUGCCGUCAAACUCAAAUCAACAACUGAGCUGACGCUGUUUGACUGAUUUACCUAGGCAAAACUUGAUCGUGAAAUGGAAAAUGUUCGCAAUCAGUGUGGCGAUCAUGCUUGUUUUGGGGAAUAGGAUGUGAAUUUUCUACAAAAGCACCAAAGAAUUUGAGAGACACAUUCCAAGCAAAAAAGACGCAGUAUUUCAUCUCGCUUUCAGCAGCAUCGUUAAUUCUUAAGAGGAGGCUACAAAAAUAGCUGUCAAUAUGGAGAUGCUAAUCAUGGCAUCUGGAGGCCUGAACUCCAUCGCCUCAAGCCUGGGGCACAUGGAAGGCGACGCUUACAUCAUCUCCGAAUACUGCGAAGAUGUUCUCGAAGAGAUGCUGGACAAUCUCAAGCUGGAGAACAAAGUGACCCGGCCGGUGCGCGUCAACAUCGCCAACUCCAAGGUCUUAGAAGCGGAUUUAUUGCCUAUACUCUCUGCUGCAAAGGACAACGUCGAAGCAUUCCAAGCCAUUGUUAGGUUAUUGGUGAACCUUUCCAUGCCGUUGGAGGUUAUCUUACCGGUCCAUCCCAACAUGACCAAGGCGGACUGGGACCAACGACGCACCUUGCAAGACAUGCUGCAGAAGAUCAAGAAACACUUCGUACAGGAGGCGCCCGUCCGGGCAAUCCUGGAACAGAUGAGCACCGAACUAGAACACCAUGGAUCAUACCGGAUGGACAAGGAUUCCAUGGAAUCCAUGAAUGAUUGCCUGGUGUUGAUCCGUAACAUACUCCACAUCGAGGAAAACACCGGAAUGGAGAGCAAUAAUGAUAUUGUCAGACACAUGCUGGAUAACGACUUUGGUGAAAUUAUCCACAGCAUGCUAAGCAGAGAAGAAGCGGAGAUUUGGAUUUCAGCAAUGGUACAAGUCGUCCGGCUUAUGUUUCGCGAUCAGAUGUCUCAAGAUUUAGUCAAGCGAGCCGCUAAGCUGUACGAGAAAGGAACUCUCUUUGCACCUGCGUCGCAAGAAACGCAGUCAAGCGGUACAAGUCCUGAACAAACGGGCGCAGAGAACGUUGAAGUCGACGUAAAGUCACCGUGGAAGACUUUGAGGGAGUCAAGCCCACCCCUUGCAAAAAACGGCUGCUCUGCCUUUCAGAUUCACACGCUGGACGAUAACAUUUCCUCUGGAAGCAGUGAACCCUUGGGUUAUUCGAGCAGUGACUCUGGCUUCCCCCUGUCGGAGGGUUUUGCCACGGAUUCUAAUAGCGAUACAGGUUUGUCGGCCGAGAAGCAUCCGGACGAAAAAGCCGACGAUGAGAACAGUGAGACGGUAAAAGGUGGUGGCGCACCUGUUACUAGCCACGACGGCGAUGAUGUUGGAGGUCAAAGCUCGGAGACAAGUAGUAGCAGCAGCGGGAUUGAUUCGUCGCCGGGGGUGCCGCCAUCUCCCAGGGAUCUCUCGACCGACGAGGAUUCUUUGAGAGAUUCCUUGACGGGGUUCGCCCUCGCUGAUGACUCCUCGACCUGCUCGGGGAAGGAGUCCCCGCGGAGCGUGGAUGCGUCGCCACCACCCGCAACGACAGAGACGACGAGCGAGAACAACUCUUCCAAGAGGCCGAGAGAAUAUCUCUGCAGGCCGAGAGAGGAUCCCCGUGGAAGCCCAGACAGCCAGGCAUCAGAAGAGGACGAUACCGACAGCAGGACGUCGGGGAACGAUUCGACAUUUAGCGUAUCCUCAGAUAACAGUUCGUCGUCCUUCACCAGUUCGUCAGAGACCGGUUCGUCUUUCAGUACGAGCAGCACGUCCAUGGACGGAACUGGCAGGAAGCAGGAAUUAUUAAGAAACCGGCUGUGUAAGUUUGCCGUGAGGUUUUGUCAGCACGGACUGAACCGAUUGAUUCUAUUAUCGCAGGACAAUCUUCUGCAGCGUGUUAACGACUGCUACGUCUUGUGGUGUAUGUCCUACUUUCUUCCCUUCUCGUCGCUGCCCUGCAUCAGUUACAGUGACGUCAGGUAUAAUUUGUCCAGCAUGGUGGUCACGUAUCUCAUGUUCGUCACUCUGAACACGUGGGAGAGUUUCACCCUCGCUACCGGCGACGCGACGGCCGACAGUAAAUCCAACAUCCUCUUCAGAAGAUUGUAUCUUCUUGUCGCCAGUCUGAGGCAAAUCCUGUCGAGUACUCGGCGGUUCAUGGAGAAGGAACUCGGAACCGAGGAGCGAGAGAGUCUGAGUAACUUCAUGAAUUGCCUUUGUCAUUUGGAAGGACUGCGCAAGCUCUACUUGCUCCUCCUGCGCAAGUUCCGUCCCAAGAACGAGUCGGUCCAGUACCUGAGGGCACUAGUCGUCGGCAACGACGAACUGCUCCGCAUCAUCACCAGCGAGCAGGCGUACGCCGUUGAAGGAAACAGCAAGUUCAACUGUGAAGAGCACGUCAAGCAGUUGGCAAGUCGCCAAGUCCUGCUGACCUACAACGAGCUGCUGACGAAGUUCAGCAGCAACACCCAAGAAGAAAACGAGGCGGCGUUCACACUGAUGUACCACACCGCCGUCGAUCUGCGGAAUCACAAGCUGGUCUACCAGCUAUCGAUACUGGACACUUUUGCCGAUCUGUGGGAACAUGGGGCUGAGGACUGCAUAUCCCAGAGUUCUUGGGACUUCAUGGAUCACAUUGUUCAAGUCUUUGCCGAGCACAGCGUGAACAACCCUGACAUACUGAUGGAACACAUUGCAGCCUCAACAAGCAAAAAGAGGAAGUAUGAGGAGCUUGAUGACAGUUCGGAGGAUGAAUAUUCCCCGUUUAAGAAAUCGCUGACUGCCAAGGGAGGGUUGAGCCUACCCACAAUGCACAGCAGCGGCAGCGAAGACGAGACUGCCGAGACGAACCACAUCAAGGACAACGUCAAAACCUGCAUCAGGGCGCUAACCAUCAAAGGUUACAAGCCUCAGAUUCGUGGCCUGCAGAACUUACUGCUGGAAACAUGCUAUGCCAAACUAGCUUGUCCCAAGACGGCAGUCGUUGAGCCCGUGGUUUGGUUGAAUCACAUUCAAAUGAAGUCGGUUCCGCUGUUCGCCUUCUCGCAAGCAGACGAGUUGGCCAUGAACGAUCCCCACUUCCAGGAGAUCUUGCGGCGUGUGGGAAUGCACAGCGCCAAGGACUCCCAUCACCUGUUCCCCUCCAUCCCGGCGUUCUGGACCGCCGAGAUGUGCCUGAACGCUGCCAAGAUGCUGGGCGACAUCAACUGUGAAAAACUUGGUUUCGCAUUGACUCCGGAGGGUGAGCUGUCUCCUGAGUAUCUGGAGCUACAGGUGCCCUGCACGACCUUUGAACCUAACGGCGGCCUUGACAAUACCAAGACAGGUCAGGAACUAGACGAGAAACCCACAACAUCAAGGGUUUCCAGUCAGAUGGCGUCGCUUCCUAAGAACAUGUGGCUGAGUGUUGUGCAGCAGUUGAAUGCUGAGAAAGAGGCCAAGGCGUGAGUCCGUGCACUGACCGCUAUGCUCACUGGACUGGCUGAUAGUGCUCAUGCAGUGAAGCAAUCGUCGGCCAUCUUGGGUCACCCAUGCUGACAGUGCUCCUGCAGUGAAGUGAUCGUCGGCCAUCUUGGGUCACCCAUGCUGACAGUGCUCAUGCAGUGAAGCGAUCGUCGGCCAUCUUGGGUCGCCCAUGCUGACAGUGCUCGUGCAGUGAAGCGAUCGUCGGCCAUCUUGGGUCACCCAUGCUGACAGUUCUCAUGCAGUGAAUCAAUCGUCGGCCAUCUUGGGUCGCCCAUGCUGACAGUGCUCAUGCAGUGAAGCAAUCGUCGGCCAUCUUGGGUCACCCAUGCUGACAGUGCUCAUGCAGUGAAGCAAUCGUCGGCCAUCUUGGGUCACCCAUGCUGACAGUGCUCAUGCAGUGAAGCAAUUGUCGGCCAUCUUGGGUCACCAAUUAUGCACAGUAAAUUUU